UGUAGAUUUCCUUAUCAAAGCUGUUGUGAGUUUUUCUUUCAUAUCCUUAAAAACAUUAAGAACAUGAUUUUCAUCUUUUGUUUUCUCUGUUGCUUAAACUGCCUGAUGGGUUUGUUUGGUGAUGCAGAUGAAGUGACAUCGGUGUCAGUGAAAGAGGGACAUUCUGUUACUCUACACAUGAAUGAAACUGAAAUACAGAACGGCACACUGAUCAUGUGGAAAUUUGGACCUGAAGAGACUCUCAUUGCUAAAGUCAGAACAGCUAAUAAUACAGUCUCAGUAUAUAAUGAUGUUUAUGAUGGGAUGUUCAGAGACAGACUGCAGGUGGAUGUUCAGACUGGAUCUCUCACCAUCACAAACAUCACAACUCAACACUCUGGACUUUAUCAAAUGACCAUCAGCGGCAAACAGAAGACCUCAUACACAUUCAACAUUACUGUCUAUAGUCUCACCUCCGUACAUAUAGUUGUGAUCUGUUGUGCUGUUGUUGGAUCUCUGAUGAUUGUACUUCUGAUCUUCUGCAUCCGCAGGAUACACACAAGUAUAUCAUCUACUGUAACAAACAAUCACUCUAUUUGUAAAGUAACGUAUCAAUGGGAUGGUUAUGUUGUUAAUGUGCUUAUUAUUGUUGUAGAAGCAGUUCAGGGUGGUGAAGAGGAGAUCAGUUACGCAGAUCCAACGUUCUAUAAAAGACAAACACAUCAACCGAGAGCAGAAGUGGAGGAUGAGGUGAUGUACUCCAGCGUCAAUAACAGAUGAUGUUUGUAUUUAAGUUCAUUGUCACUUCAGCUUUAAUGUCUAUUACACAACACAUGGCAGUGGUUCAAAUGUAUAAUAUGCUGUUGUUGUGUGUAGUGUAGUUUGUUUUUAGAUGUCAAUAUUAUUUACUAUAAAUUGCAGAGUGUGAGCAAUGAGGAAAGUGUCAUUGUGGUUUUAAAAGCACGCUGUGUUUCUAUUUUAUUUGCUUUGGCCACUUUAUGUCUCGGUUAUAGUUAAACCUGUAGUGGAAAAAAAUGUGGUUUUGUUCUGCUGGUGAAUACAAGAUGUGUGUUGGUCUGCUCGUGGCCAUUUGUGGUUAGUGUGUGUGUGUGUUAUUUGCU
Triplophysa dalaica is the source of this 1100-nucleotide messenger RNA. RefSeq lists its product as uncharacterized. The coding region runs from base 64 to 759 and encodes 231 amino acids. NCBI's taxonomy places the organism in Eukaryota, Metazoa, Chordata, Actinopteri, Cypriniformes, Nemacheilidae. The record is from RefSeq and is a predicted model, not a curated record. The transcript is spliced from 4 exons.